AUGGUGAGGGAUUAUCCGGGCAAAGAAGAUCCUCGGAAGCUCGCGCUUACAUAUGCUUACAAGCUAGAUGUCUAUUAUAUAGCUAUCCGGCUUGGAGAGCAUUACGGUGAUAAUAUCCUGGUUCGUGUCCCAGGAAACGGAGUAAGAGGAUGGCUGGAUGCCUCGCAUGAGCCGAGUAAUUGGCUAAAAUACAUUCGCAGCACUGCUAGUCCACAUGCCGUCAAUAUGCGCCACGUUCUCGUCGCCGGACAGAUGGUUUACGAAACACUGAGAGAAAUUUCUUCAGGUGAAGAGCUUCUGAUGGGGUUGAGAGAGCCGCUCCAAUUGCAAGACAUGCUGGGAGAGAACACCACCGAAGACAGGACAGACCGCGAGACUGCAUCGCAGCACAGUGGGACUGUCGAUGAGGAUCGCGAGGACGAGGAAGAUUGUGAAAUAAGGUGUCCAGUUUGUGAUAAACCCUUUCAAGAUCUUGAACUAUUAGACAAUCAUCUAGUAACAGGACACCGUUACCCAUCAGACCAACACAUCUGCGAGAGCUGCCCCCGAGCAUACGCCUGGCGUCCUCUGCUAGUGCGCCACCGGGCAAUAAUCCACGGAGACUUACGAAAGUACCCUUGCGAGAACUGCCCAAAGGUCUUCACGGAUCCAUCGAACCUGCAGCGGCACAUCCGUACGAACCACGUGGGGGCGCGUAGCCACGCUUGCACAGAGUGCGGAAAGACGUUUGCGACCAGCUCAGGCCUAAAACAGCACACCCACAUCCACAGCAGCGUGAAGCCGUUCCAGUGCGAGGUCUGCUUCAAGGCCUACACCCAGUUUUCAAACCUGUGCCGACACAAGCGGAUGCACUCCACCUGCCGCAUGCAGCAGAACUGCCUCCGCUGCGGCCAGUCGUUCAGCUCCGGAACAUCUCUAUCAAAGCACAAGCGGUUCUGCGACUCAACCUCAGCGCCAGGAACGCCCGCCAGACAAUCUGGCACGAUGCCGCUGCCCUCAGCGACGGCCUCCAACCCCUUUUUAGUCUACCAGCGCCAGCCAGUCUCACUGCCCGGCGGCCUGCCGUUCUACCCUCACAACCUGAUGCCGCCGUACCCUGGGCUGUUCCCCAACGCUCCGAGUUUCCUCAACACCCCGCUGCUGUUUCCUCCGAAGCUGCAUCAGCACCAGCAGCCCCAGUCCCAGCCGAGUCAGCACCAGCAGUCGCCUGAGGUCAAGAGGGAAGAAAUAAAACGCAGUGAAAGUCCCAAAAAGGAAAGAUUCACUCCGCCCCAGAUGUCCCACAUGCCCCAGGCCAGCAAGGUCUCUCCCUCCAUGGCCGAGGAGGCUACCUCGACAUUCAGACCCUCUCCUGCGAGGCCGCCCGUCCAGGUGACUCCUACUCCUACUCCUACUCCUACUCCUACUCCUACUCUUACUCUUACUCCUGGCGCAGACAGCGACGAGGAGAGACGCAUCCUGGAGACCAAACUGCUCAAGAGAGAGAGCAGUACUGAAGAAUCUGAGCAGCCUUUGGAUCUCAGGGUGCUUAAGAAGCCCAAGGUGGCUCUGGAGGCGCCUCUGGAGGAAGUUCCAGUCAAAGCAGAACCAAUCAAAGCAGAACCCCACUCAGAACUUCUGAAACAGGAGAGAGAAGACAAGCCAGAGCCUGAAAUAAAAGCUCAGAGUCCUAGACUCACUCACAGAGAAAAUCCUCCGACUCCGCCGAUGGCUUACCCGCGGCCGAUCCAUCCGAUGUUCCUCGAAGCGAUGUACCGGCCUACUAACUCCUUUCCGGGGUUCCCAGGAGCUCCGCCGAACGAGUCAAGGCUCCUCCCGCCAUUGCACCCCUUUGGACCUCCCAGGAUCCCUUUUUUAGGGAACCUGAUGAACAACCUUGGUGGAAGCCGCGGUGACUUUGAUCUUCUGUCUCGCAACCCUCUAGGCGGCUUUCCUGUUAAGCCUUUUCAAAAUGUGAUGUCUCCGCACCACCCACACCCCCACUCCCACUCCCACUCCCACCACCACCACCACCACGUGUCAGGGAAGGUCAAGGACCGGUACUCUUGUAAGUUCUGCGGGAAAGUCUUUCCCAGGAGCGCGAAUCUGACUAGGCAUUUGAGGACUCACACUGGCGAGCAGCCUUACAAGUGCAAGCACUGCGAGAGGUCUUUUAGUAUCUCGAGCAAUCUUCAGAGACAUGUCAGGAAUAUUCAUGAUAAGCAGCGACCGUUCAAGUGUCCGCUUUGCGAGAGGUGCUUCGGUCAGCAGACCAACCUGGACAGACAUCUUAAAAAACAUGAAGCUGAUGAUGGCAGUGUGGUGGUUUCUGUCGCGGAUUCCCCCAGCAGCAGCAAUGACAAUGAGCGCGAGGAUGCAUAUUUUGAUGAAAUAAGGUCUUUUAUGGGAAAAGUCGCGUAUGGAAGCGAUAGCAGUUAUGGAAUGACACAUCCGGCGUAUUUACCUCCUAGGUUGGAUGGUAAGGAAGCUGAUUAUGAUGAUGACGAGUACAGUGAGGAGGGAAUCUCGCCUCUGGAUGAUGCAGAUAAUUUAUCCGUUGAGGGGAAAGAGUCGCCGACCAUGGCGCAGCAGUAUGAGAUUAAGUGCAGGAAUAAACAGGAACUUCUUAAUAAUAAUACUGCUGAACCUGUCAUUGAAAUCUCAACAUAG
Molecule: messenger RNA, 2649 nt
Organism: Cotesia congregata
Lineage: Eukaryota; Metazoa; Arthropoda; Insecta; Hymenoptera; Braconidae
Source: the annotation of a GenBank genome assembly